Molecule: messenger RNA, 2609 nt
Organism: Spinacia oleracea (spinach)
Lineage: Eukaryota; Viridiplantae; Streptophyta; Magnoliopsida; Caryophyllales; Amaranthaceae
Product: CRS2-associated factor 1, chloroplastic
Exons: 6
Coding region: 182-2506 (774 amino acids)
Biological process (GO): Group II intron splicing
Molecular function (GO): RNA binding
Source: RefSeq, a predicted model, not a curated record
UUUUGAAGAGAACUAGAGGUCAAAACUUGAAAGCUUAUCCUAGUUUCUUGGUUUUACAACCCGUGAAGUAACCGUGAUCUUUCUUGAAAUCAAAGUUCUGGGUAUCACUCUCUUCAUCUCUCAUCUUUAUUCCGCCGUUCACUCCGCCGGCAAUUUCGCCGGAAAACUUUGUUAAACCAUUAUGGCGCUAAAAACCGUUAUCCCAUUUCCCAUUUUCGCGCCAAUUCCAACCACCACCGUAAAAACCACCACUACAACGACAGAAGUUCGGUUUGCGCGGUGGAACAAUGCCAACGCCGAGAAAUUCGAGCAAAACCGCCGUACUCAGCAGCAAAUUGAAGAUGACCUCCGCCGUUUUCGCCGCUUCGAAUCCGCCCUCAACAUUUCAGCCACUUACGAUGCUGAUUCCGCCGUCACCUCGCCGCGAUCAACCACCAGAAACCCCAAUUUCAAGUCUAUCGGCACCCCUUCAAUUCCGUCUCGCUCCUCGAUUCCCGGCAAAAAAUCGAAGUAUUCAAAGCCCCAGCAAAGCCCUAACCCUAAUUCAGGCAAUUCGUCCCACCCGGCCUUUCGGAAGGUGGCAAAACGGGUUAAAAUCCCCGGAAAUAACGAAAAUGGGGCGGCGGGAGAAACGGACAUCAGAGUUGGGGAAAAUGGGGUGACGUAUGCGAUUCCAGGAGCUCCUUUCGAGUUCAUGUAUAGUUAUACUGAGACGCCCAAGAACGUGAAGCCCAUUGGUCUUAGGGAGCCCGCCGUUACGCCGUUUGGCCCGGGGACGAUGCCCCGCCCUUGGACGGGCCGGAAGCCAUUGCCCGGGAGUAAGAAGGAGAUGCCACAGUUUGACUCAUUUCGAGUGCCCCCACCUGGGAAGAAGGGAGUGAAGCCCGUUCAGAAGCCCGGCCCAUAUCUUCCAGGUUCUGGCCCGAAGUACGUGAUUUCCAGGGAGGAGGUGUUGGGGGGGCCACUGACGGCGGAUGAGGUUAAGGACUUGGUGGAAGGCUGUAAGAAGACUAGCAGGCAGCUUAAUAUGGGCAGAGAUGGUUUGACACACAACAUGUUGGACAACAUCCAUGCUCAUUGGAAGCGGCGGAGGGUUUGUAAGAUAAAAUGUAAAGGUGUUUGUACUGUAGAUAUGGAUAAUGUGUGCCAACAACUAGAGGAAAGGACUGGAGGCAAAAUUAUAUACCACCGAGGAGGCACUGUAUACCUUUUCCGUGGUAGAAACUACAAUUUUAAAACCCGGCCUCGCUUUCCUCUUAUGCUGUGGAAACCUGUUACACCGGUGUACCCCAGACUUGUCGAACGUGUUCCAGAAGGUUUGACGUUGGAUACGGCUAAUGAUAUGCGAAAAAGGGGACGUGAAUUAAUACCAAUAUGCAAGCUUGGAAAAAAUAACGUAUAUGCCGGCUUAGCAAAAAAUGUAAGGGAGGCAUUUGAAGCAUGUGAGUUGGUUAGAAUUAACUGUCAAGGAAUGAACCCUAGUGACUGCCGUAAAAUUGGCGCUAAACUCAAGGAUAUUGUCCCAUGCGUUUUGAUCUCAUUUGAAAACGAACACAUACUUAUGUGGAGAGGAAUAGACUGGAAGUCAUCUCUUCUACUACCUGAAGAUGGUGCAAAUGGUGACGGAAGUUCUGAAACUGACAGUGCUUCAUCAUCUUCUAGCUCAUGUAUUGACCUUUCCUUGGAUUCCGAGGAUGAAGAAGACUCCCCAUGUUCCUCAAAUAUAUCAAAUCAGGAACUAAAUGUAGAAAUCUCCAAUCUAAGUAAAGGUUUGACAGAUGAAACUGUACUGGAGGAUAAAUUCUCUAUGAAGGAAGAAGAUGCAUCAUUGGAGGUGGUCAACGUAGUUAUUCCAUCACAGACAAAUGGUUUAGGAAAUGAAAUAGAAUCAAACUCAAAUGAUCUUUCUGGUGAUGUCAUUGAUUCUGGUGCUGGUUCAUUAGAUGAGGAAACCAGGAUAGUUGACACUGAGGAUGGAGAGGCGGCACACAGUGAUGUGUUUAUAAACACAUCACCAGGGUACGCUGUUGACACUUCUGGUGAUUCGGCAGUUCUCAAGGAAACGCAAGGCGUGUCAGAGACCUCAGCAAACGGUCAUUCUGCAUUGUCUUCUUCCCCAUGCACAGAAGGUGUACUGUACCUCUUAAGACAAGCUGUAGAAAGUGGAAGAGCUGUGAUACUUGAUGAAAGUUCCUUAGAUGCAGACAUGGUUUAUGAAAGAUCAGUUGCCUUUGCCCGGGAAGCCCCACCCGGACCCAUUUUUACACACGGGCCACGUAAGGUGGCCGUUCAGAAAAGUGAAAACCCAGAAUCUGGGGAAUCAGAAGCUGAUGAAGAAGCAGUACUACUACCAGUUGCAGGGCCUGUUAAGAAAUCAAAUGAAAAGAAGUCAAAGGAAAGGAAGAGCUCUAUAACUUACAAGGAAAGGGAUUUUGAACAAGAGUUUUUGGGUCUAGUUCCACAGGGAAGUCUGAAAAUAGAUGAGCUUGCUAAGUUGUUGACUUAAUAAGUUAAUAUGGUAUGUGAUUAAAUAAUUCUUGUAUGACUACAAUUGCAGAUCAUUGUAAUUUUUGUUGGAAAUGGCAUCUGCAUUACCUUGUUCGUAUAUC